CCCCGUAGCCGGAUGACGUCACCGCACCAUGUGACCAGGAGCUGAGCCACCGCGGCAGAGGGGCUGGCAGUGCUGGGAGAGAAGCGGAGGAGAGCAUCUGCUGCAGGACUCAUUGCACAGCUACUAGUUUUAAAAAAAUGUCAAGCGAAUUAUCCCAAAAUAUUAACAUCAAGGAACCUCGCUGGGACCAGAGCACAUUUGUUGGAAGAGCAAAGCAUUUCUUUACAGUAACCGACCCAAGGAAUAUCCUUCUGUCAAAUGACCAGCUGGAACAUGCCCGACACAUUGUUCAUGACUACAGAAAUGGAAUUGUGCAGCCUGGACUCACAGAAGAUGAAUUAUGGAGAGCAAAGUACGUGUAUGACUCUGCCUUUCACCCGGAUACUGGUGAAAAGAUGAUCCUUAUCGGAAGGAUGUCCGCUCAGGUACCGAUGAAUAUGACUAUCACAGGAUGCAUGAUGACAUUUUACAGGACAACUCCAGCCGUGAUCUUUUGGCAGUGGAUUAACCAGUCUUUUAAUGCCAUCGUUAACUACACAAAUCGUAGUGGAGAUGCUCCCAUCACUGGAAGCCAACUGGGAACAGCUUAUGUUUCUGCCACCACAGGUGCUGUUGCUACAGCUCUAGGACUUAACGCACUAACCAAGCAUGUUUCGCCACUAAUAGGAAGAUUUGUUCCUUUUGCUGCUGUUGCUGCUGCUAACUGUAUCAACAUCCCACUAAUGAGACAACGGGAAUUGAAACAUGGCAUUCCUGUCACAGAUGAGAAUGGCAACCGGAUUGGAGAAUCUGCCAAUGCUGCUAAACAAGCCAUCAGUCAGGUGGUCGUCUCUAGGAUCCUUAUGGCUGCUCCAGGCAUGGCAAUUCCUCCAUUUAUAAUGAACAGCUUGGAAAAGAAAGCUUUCCUCAAGCGCUUUCCAUGGAUGAGUGCCCCUAUACAAGUAGGAUUAGUGGGAUUCUGCUUAGUAUUUGCAACUCCUCUUUGCUGUGCAUUAUUUCCCCAGAAGAGCUCAAUGUCUGUGUCCGGACUGGAGCCUGAACUGCAAGCACAAAUUAAAGAGAACAGUCCGGGCUUAGAGAGAGUGUACUUCAAUAAAGGAUUAUAAUCCUGACCACACAACCGUCCUACAAGCCUCAAGGCCAUGCGUGUCACACAAUGUAUGUCGUUCAACUCGAGAGAGAAAGAAAGCAAGUCCUAAACCUUUUAAAGAGCAACACAGAGUAUUUUUUAUAGGUUUCAGAAAAAAUGCUGGUUUUAUUUUUCAAUGAGUAUUAUUUGACCAUACAGCAGAAAACAUUUCAUUAUAUGUACAGUUUAAUGGGGUACACUUCUCAAUUGGAUCUUAUUAGGAAGAGUUGGUGAUGAAAGCAUUAUAGGCAUUGAAAUAAAGAAAAAAAAUACUAUUUAGGCUGUCCAGGAGGCAGAAAAACGGGUAGGAUUUUUUAUUUUUCUUCAUCAGUACAGCGUCACAAAGUCCGAGAGCUAGAUCUGGUAUUGUAUCUGUAUGCCAUUCACUUCAUUGGGGCUGAGCUGCAAUACUAGAUACAGCUGUAAUGUCUAGUGACAGCACGAACAGCCAAAUUCCAGUGCAGUAACCCUCGAAUCUCUCCACAUAUCCACACUUGUUUACAUCAGCUUACCAUUUAUUUAUUGCAAGCUUUGACGUUUUGGCUCUCCUGCCAACAGUGCGACUCAGUAGUUCCAUAUUGCCUUGGAAGUAUGCCAACUGGGUGUCAUCAUCCUAACUGCCAAAGGUCGGUUACCUCUGACCCAUUACUUAUACAUAAACCACUAAGUGCACAGAUGCCAUACCUAUAUUGCAUAGCCUUGAAUAUAUAACAGCAUUCCAAUAUGUUGUUCUUAAAAGUACAGUGGCAAAGCCAUUGAUGUGUUUGCAUAGAAGACACAAAAUGUUUGCACAUUCUAUGCAAAUUACCCAUUUGAAUGUGGAUUUCAUUAUAUGAAGCUGCCAAGUAGAUCUUUACUACCUAUCCAGCAGCCUAAAUUGUGUGAAUAUUUUUCAUACAAGCGAAGAGUAAAUGCAGUUCAGGUACAUCAGUAUUUGACCGUGCCAAAUGAUUUUGUUUAGCCAAUUUUUCAUUGGGACAUGGACAAAGGCAAGAAUUGAAUAGAUAACGGGGCACUCCUUGAUGUUGAAGGAGCAAGGAACACUCCUUGAUAUUGAAGAUGAUUGUCCCCAUUGACCAAGAAUGGCUUUUGGUGAUCCUCUUCCAGGCCUAUUGUCUGCCGUGUCAGAUGGGCAUUACAUUCCUUUUAAAGGGGGUUGUCUGACCCCCAAACCCGAAGCAGUGGAAUGAGUUUAACAUAAAAAAGGCACUCACCUGUUCACUGGCACCCUGUUCCAGUGCAGAGGGUCAUUUCCUAUUGCUUCUAGUCCCUUAUGGAUCUGAUGUGUGGCAUGCCAUCCAUCAACGGGUGCACCACCGGCUGAAGAGCUGAGCUGCAGUAAUACAGUGAAUGGAGCUGUGUUCUGGGGUGAGUGGCUGCUGCAAAAGGCUGACCCCAGCCAAUCUGAUCCUGAUGGCCUAUCCUAAGCAUAGCUUAUCAGUAUCCAUAACAAGGAAAAUCCCUAAAACUCCACUUUUAAAGGUGUUUUUCCUUUCGCAACUUUUAUCACCUAUCCACAUGACAGGAGAUAAAUGUAUGAGAGUUGGGGUGUGAAUGGAAGCAGUAGUGCACAAGCCUGACCACCGCUCAAGCCUCUGUAGGGCUGACGGACAUAGCAGAGUGUUGUACUCCACAGUCCCAUGGAUGCUUACACAGCACUGCUUUAUUCUCACAGGGAACUUUAUGAUUGGUGGGGGUCUCUGUGGUCAGUUUAUUUGUUCAUAGAUGAUAAAUGUUAUCUGUGGGAAAACCCCUUUAAAAGAAAGCAUCACAUCUCUUUACCAGGUCCCAUCCAGUACAAAAUCCUGAUAAUUCUUGACUAAGACUAGAAUCACACUAGCAUUAAAACCAUCCGGCUUUAAUGGGACCCAGAGGGAUUUGGCCAGCCGGACUAAAAACAAUGCAAUGGUGAACUCCAGCCUGCCGGAUGGUUUUAAGUGGUGUGAAACUAGCUUAAACCUGUGAAAGUGGUACACGUUUUGAUAUUUGACCUGUAACUACACAGAAGCAGAGCAUCACUGCUGAAUGAUUAUUAUUUGUACCUUUGGUGCCUAAAAUGAAACACCUCAUGUGCUGCCUUUCCUUUAUCCCCCUGCCUAUGCUAUUACAUAUAAGUUUUUGUACAAAUUUCUUUAUUUUUUGUUUGUAAAGAUUUUUUUUGUUUAGCUCUGGUUAUUGUUACAACAUUUCUCCAAUAUAUAUGUUGUUAUUUUUGCUUAGUAAAAGUACUCUCUCAGUUAAUACUGUCGUUCGGUAGUCAUGGGUGUUCCUUUUAUCCAGCUACUAUUUUGAUAUAUAGAAUUUUGCAUAGGCUUUGGAUUGCCUAUUUUAAUCCCUAUGUAGCCGGGACCAAAAGCAGACUACGGAGAAGCUAGAAAAUACUAGACUAUACAUUGCACAAGUAUUACAGUCUACAAAGAGAACGCCAGGGCUUUUACGAUCUUUGUGUCCUUCUGUUGUGAUUAGUUGGGUUCACAAGUAGUUAGAUUGCAGAGCUACACAGCCAAAUACCCAAUAACCGUUUUGGAAAUCCUGAAGUAAAUUGUGAAAUUGAUCAGUUUACCUUUGUAGAAAGUGACAUAUUAGUAAGCACUGUUAUUAAAACUGUGAGGGUUAUACUGCACACCAUACAUCUGCAACAUUUCCUGUAAUGAAAGGAAAUAUCUUAAAUUGGUAAAUAUCAGUUUUAACAGGUAGAUUUUCAGAAAGUUUGAAGGGGUUGUCCACCGUUUAAGUAAUCAAUUAUGAUCCCCCCGCUGCUCCCGUUACAAUGCUUCACAAUAACCCGUCGGUUCCUUCUUCAUGGUCGGUCCCUCUAGACUUGCAGGAAAUGACCGGUCAGCCAUUCACUUGCCACAGCAAAUGAUUGACCUGAUUUCUAACCGAUUACUAGGUCAUGCUCUUAGCACUUCCAGUACUGUACAAGGUAUAUUUGAAAUGUGUUGAAUUACAUUAAACAAUGACUGCCACAAGAAUGUUCUAUUUUCUGGCCUAUUAGAAAGGCACAAAGUUGGGACUUAUCUACUGAUUUGUGGUCCUCAGCUGUGUCAUGGGAUCGGCACCGACUCUUCAACUGACAUAACAUCUUAUUUUUGCGCAGGAAGUCAGCUUCUUAUGAGACUCACUUCGAGGUUGUCAUUGGAAUAGAGAAACUGACUUCCUGUCGACACAUAAGAUGCUGUUUCAGCUGGAGAGUCAGUGUUGAACUCGAGUUCCUUUCCAAAAGGCCGGAGAAUACAUUUUUGGGGGGAAGUUCUUUACACUUUUUAUUUUUUAAAUAUAUAUCUAUAUAUCCUUAGGCUAGUCUAAUGGGGAAUGCUGUAAUCUGUUUCAAUUGACAGUGUGCUCAAUAGCAGCAUAUGGUUGAUUGUCUCAAAAUUAUUUUUGUUAAAAAUUAAUAAUUUAGAUGAGGAAUCGCUCUUUCAAACCUCAGUGUCUUUUCAACCAUCUCACAUUCUCAUCAAUUUGACGUUUGAAGUUUUAAAUUUGUCUGCUCAUUGAUCCUGUUAAUAUGGUUUAUUUUAGUAAAUGGGUUGUGAUGUCCAGGAUAUGAUGAAGAUGGUUUGUUUGAUGUCCUGGUUAAUUUCUCAGCAUGGCAGCAUUCACUCAGUGAGUCUCUUGAAUAUUUUUGGUGCUUUGUAGGGGUGCACAAGACUUAUGGGCCAAGGGAGGGCUUAGUAAUAGAAUGUGUGUUUCAUUUAUUAGUUGAAGGCUGCGAAAUUCUUUAAUGAUCGGAGAACAGAAGCUGCGAUAAGGAAUUCUAAAACCUUGUGUUUGUGGUAUUGCAUUCUGUGAGUUGUGCUAUAAACAGAAUAGAUUAAUAAUUAGAUAAUAGUGAGUAUGUCUGAUCGUGACAGGCGUAAAAUGAAUGAAUGUAUCUUGAGUAUUUUCAUUGAGGACGUGUAACUAUUUCAUGUGCCACUUGUGUAAAGAAAACAUUUAAUAGAUCUGAAGCUUUUUUUUCAUCUCUCAAUAGCUGCGAACAUCAAACCUCCCUUUUUUGCAAUUAUUUGUAGGGGUCCAGAAGGGUUUGCCAGUGCUUUAUUUCUCCUGCAUGCUGACACAGGUUAUGAGAGAUGCUACAUUUCAAAAGCUUCAUCGUGAAAUUGUUUAUUAUAGGUUGUUUUAUUCGUGAAUGACUGCUGACAAAUAAAAUUUCCUCAGAAUCGACUCAUUUCACCAGAGAAUUGCAAUGUCCAUGUCUAAUUUAUAACUCAGGGUUUAAGCAGAUAAUGCAAUACAUAUUUAUAGCCAAGAUUAAAAGAGCACCACCAAUACAGUUACUACCAAUCCAACAGUGACUUGGGCUCUCCGCGUAUGGAAACUAAUGUUUCCGCAUUCACCAAUUAGUUAGGCAUUGUUCAGGAACCCUUCGCUCUAGAAGAAGGUUUUAUUUUUAUUUUUUUAUUUUUUUUGGGAGGUGUUUUUUACACAGAAAAAAAAACAAUCAAUGUGGUCAUUGAGUUUGUGUUAACAGCAUAGGUCACCAUGUAUGCCAACACUUGUCUUCAACUGCAGCGAGACAUUUAUGGAAGGGUCAGUGAAGACCCUAUGCCCUAUGGUUCACAACCAAAGUUUCCACAUUUAACAAUUGGCUAUGCAUUGUUUAGGAACCCUCGCUUUAGGAUAGGUCAUUAUUCAUUUAUUUUUAUUUUUUUCCAAAAGAGGUCUAAAAAUGUGGAUAUACUGGUAUGUUGACUUGAUGAGGCUUGAUCAGCAGUAGCCACUAUGUACACUAACACCAAUUGAAUUCAGACAUUUGGCAUGGUCAUUAUCAACUAUAAACAUGAUGCAGUGUGGUUGACAUAUAUAAUAUUUAAAAGGGUUUUCCAAGAUUUUUAUGCUGAUGACCUAUCCUCUGGACAGGUCAUCAGUAUCUGAUCGGUGGGGGUCCGACACCCCCCGACAAUCAGCUGUUUGAGAAGGCACCAAGCACUGUGCCGUUCAUUGUAUAGCGGCUGUGCUUGGUAUUGCAGCUCAGUCCCAUUCACUUCAAUGUUUCUGAGCUGCUCCUAGACCACGUGACACAUUAAUGUGUCGUGACUCGGCCUAGGAAAAGCAGAGAGAAGUCCGUGGCGCUCGCAUGGACGCCAGUGUCUUUUUCAACAGCUGACGGGAGAGGGUCCUGGGUGUCUGAACCCCAGCGAUCAGAUACUAAUGGCCUAUCCAGAGGAAAGUCUGGGAAAACCCCUUUAAGUCACGUAUUUAUUGCAGUAUGUUCUAUUUUUCACACAGAAAGUUUUGUGUUCUCUUCUGACAUGAAUGUGCUGGCAAAUUAAGAAUAAAGAGCAAUUACUGUAUACCUAGAAAAACAAAGGUAUACUACAAUAAAUGAAUAUUAAUGUGAUUCACAUGAACAUAUUAGAACACCAUAAUACCAUACCCAAAGCAUGGAGUCAUAUACUUGAACUGCUUCAUCAUAUGCCAUAUUAUGGACAUAUUUUUCUCUAGAAGCAUUGUUUCUGGUUGAGAAUGUCUCCUUACUACAAUGGAGGCUUUGUACUGUAGUCCAGGUUUAGGACCUUCUCUGGAGAGAAAAAGAAGUUCCAACUCUUUGCUCGUUAAACACAGAAUUAUAGUUUUCAAGUGUAAAUCCUCCCUAAAGAUGUUGUAUUUCUUUAGAUGUAUAUAUUCUAAAGAGCUGUUUAAAAGCUACUUUUUCCCCAGAAAUGGCACCACUCUUGUCUGUAGGGGCUGUAAUGGCUUUUCUGGGUAAAAACACAUUUUUAUUUUAUUUCAUUUCAUACAUCCCCUUAAGAUAUUUUAGUUCACGAGAGAAGAUUUUUGAGGGGGGUAAUGCUUGUCUCUAGCUGUGAUAAGGGUUGGUAUAUAUAUUCUGUCUAGACAAUAUAUAAAGAAAUAUGCCUCCAAAUCCUGUCAUCAGAGCCUGAGUACUUUGGAUAUUCCAUUUUGACCUCAUAUGAAUUUAGAUCACUACAUGUGCUUUGGUUCUUUUUUUUUUUUUAAGUAAUAAUUGUAUAAAGCACAAAACUCCUUUACGGUUACCAACACCUUUUGGUGCACAUCAUGUGCUUAUUUUCUUUGAACCAAAGAACAUCAACUGUCAUACCCAAAGCUUCAGUCUUUUAAUGUUUUUAUCAAUCGUGUUCAUUUUUGUAGUAUAAUAAAAGAACAAACUGGAAACAUAACUCAUGUCAUUGUAAAAUGUUCUAGAGGGAAAAAACUCCAAGUAAUGUGCAAUAAGCUCCAGAAGUGAGAUGGGAAAAUGUGACUGUCUGCAAUGUUAUCUACACAAUGUUAUACAGUGAACAACUGCAUUUUAUGUUGCGUAUUAGUGAUAAGAAACUCUUAGGAAACUCUUAAAUGUUCUUAAAUCUAAAUUUAGCCAGUUGAAAUAAAAUACAACCAAGGCUGGACAAAUCGAA
This is a messenger RNA of Bufo gargarizans (Asiatic toad), 7515 nucleotides long. It is a transcript of the gene SFXN1, whose product is annotated as sideroflexin 1. Bases 138 to 1106 code for a protein of 322 amino acids. Lineage: Eukaryota; Metazoa; Chordata; Amphibia; Anura; Bufonidae. The transcript is spliced from 11 exons. Gene Ontology annotation, cellular component: mitochondrial inner membrane. Gene Ontology annotation, molecular function: monoatomic ion transmembrane transporter activity. Gene Ontology annotation, biological process: serine import into mitochondrion; monoatomic ion transport. The record is from RefSeq and is a predicted model, not a curated record.